CAUUGGCCUUCUGUCUCGUUUUGCGCCGCACAAAAUAUCAGAGCUCAACAACGACUGGAUACUGUUUAACAUCACCAGUACCACAUCCUUAUAUUUUCAUACGCGCAAACGUGAUCAUAAUAGACAGGUUGGAACGUCUGACUGAAAUACAGGGCAACUUAUUUUUCUAAACGAGUGGCGUUUGAAUUUGUUGAUAAAAAUGCCGGACAUGAUUGUUUGGUUGAGGGACAAUGGGCCAAAAUUCGGAACUGUCCCAAAGAAUCCGGGACAUGUGGUCACCCUACCCCUUAUUUUUCUAUUUGACGUUCAUGUGUGAGUCUUGAACGCGUAUAUCAUUUUAGAACGGAGCUUACAGGAGUAGUACCAACGGGGAGUGGCCAGCCAGCUGCCCAAAACAACAGAAGAACUCUUAAGGCAAGUGGCAAGUACAGCACUCAGGAACUCAAUUCCUCUAAGUGGGACACCUUCCUUCACAUGCAACUAUAUUUUCUGGAAAAUCAACUAAAUAAUGUUGAAUGUCAGGCAGGGGGCCUGGUGCUCUCUACUCAGUAAUGUCUCCUGUGGCUGCUACAAAGGAGAACCAGAUGUCAUAAACCAAGAUUGAAGCCUCCCAAAUUUUGGGGGAUUUAAUACCUGUACAACCAAUCAGCCAUGGGAGUCUGUCCUGCUGUGUCCAGGUACUUCCGGAGGUGGAAGUAUAUGAUACUGUUGUUGCUCUCUGUCUCCGUUUUGGCUUGGAUCGCCACUUUUGCCGGCGAAACAGUGAAAGCAAUUCAGGAUACCCAUAGGUCAGCACAGACACUUGAGGAUAACGCUGAGGUCCUGAGGGGGGGCAUGCAAUACUCAUGGAAAACAGUGAUGCAAGUCUUCUCCAAUCCUCUCCCUGACACCCCACCACCAAAAGAAAGCUGUCCUGAGAAAUCACCACUGCUUCAUGGAGCCCUGAAGUUGACGUUCAAGGACUCUUUAACGCUGAAGGAGGUGGAGAGUGAGAACAGUGGAGUGGCUGAGGGCCAAUACCAGCCUCCAGACUGCCUCGCCCAGCAGAGUGUGGCCAUCCUCAUCCCUCACCGUAACCGGGAGAAACACCUCCUCUACCUCCUGCAUCACCUGCACCCCUUUCUUCAGAGGCAGCAGCUGCACUACGGCAUCUACGUCAUCCACCAGGCUGGAGAGGUGACAUUUAAUCGGGCCAAGCUACUUAAUGUGGGGUACUUGGAGGCACUCAAGGACUACGAUUGGGAUUGCUUUGUUUUUCAUGACGUGGAUCUGGUUCCAGAGAACGACUACAACCUAUACAAGUGUGACCAACAGCCCAAACACUUAGUGGUCGGCAGGAACGCCACAGGAUACAAAUUGCGAUACAAAGGGUACUUUGGAGGGGUGACGGCCAUGACGAAGGACCAAUUUCACAAAGUCAACGGAUUUUCAAACACUUACUGGGGAUGGGGUGGGGAGGAUGAUGACCUUCGCAUCAGGGUGGAACUCCAGAAAAUGAAGAUUAUACGGCCACCCCCUCUUAUAGCACGCUAUACCAUGAUAUUUCAUAAAAGAGAUAGCGGCAACGAAAUUAAUAAAGACCGGAUGCUCUUGUUAGGACGGACACCUCAAGUCUGGAGAACGGAUGGCCUUAACACCUGCUCCUACAGUACUCUCUCAGUUGAGAGGCCACCUCUGUACAUUAAUGUCACAGUGGACAUUGGCAAACCACUGCACUGAGGCUUCAGAGCAUCUGUCUUUAUGUGCUGCAUUGAAUGCAGUAAUGGUGCUCUGGUAUGUCCAUGCCUACAUGUUAUGUACCUGCCCUAACAAACAGAGUGGCAGUAGCUGGUAUGCAAAAGUUUUCACGGUAAACCAUUCCAAGCAGGGCGCGUAAUAUCGCCUGGUCCUAAUAACGUAAAGUCUGGAAGCCCUUCAGUCAAAACUGGUUAGUAGUUUCUAGGGGUGAGAAUAAAACCACAAUUAAAUAUUGCUCUGCGUUAGAGGUUUGCUGUGACUUGAUUGUUUCAACAAGUAUUUGCAUUCUAAUAGAGCAUGUUAUUAUUAUUUUUAUUCUAAAGAAUCAUGGAUUUUUUAUAUUUCUUAAUCUCUGGUUGUCAAAUAAAAAUGGGAACCAAGAAUUGGUGAAUGUAGAAGGUAAAAUGGAGGAACAAGGGACAACAUAGGACACAAGGAACACGUUUUCAUAUAUGAAUCAUUCUCACAUUUGUGAAAGUAUGCUACACGGAAAUUAAUUGUAAUUUUUAUGCAAUCUUGUUACAACAGCCAACAGUGACAUCACAGUGUAGAUGGCUUCAUUGUCUAGACAUCAUAAGUUUUAUAUUUUGAAUAUGUUGCUGCAAGAUUUGUGAAGUAACUCCAACACUAAUUUAGUCAAAUGUCUAAUAUUGUAAAAUACUUUGCUUCUGUUGCCUUAAUUCAUCCAGUUGUAAAAGUACCAGAGGUCAAUUCCUGUUUUUUUUUAUUGCUGAUCUAUACAGUUCCGGUCAAAUAUAUUGCCACCCUUACAUGAUUCACUAUUCAUUCUCAAAUAAGUUGAAAUUAACCAAAACAUGUGUUCUUCACAUGUGUAUUUGUAGGUUUUACAACUGCACAGACCCCCGCUCCCCCAAAAAACAACUGAAAUUUAGAUUUUUCACAUCGAAGUCAAAUGGCCUGCAAUAACUUAUUCAAUAUUCUAAAUCAUUUGGUUGGAGUCAAGUUCUCGUUUACUGGGUUCCAUCUAUCUGGAUCCUUGUGGGCCAUCUUGAGUCAAAGCAAGCUGUCCCAUUUAGGCUGUUAAGAGCCACCUACUGCCUUUGACACUUUCACUGUUUUGCUCAAAUGUAUUCUUCAUCAAUGCUUGUUUUAACAAUGUUAUUUAUCAUAUCAAAUAUGACUAUUGUGUUUAAAUGUUUAAUAUGGUUUUGGUAUGGCCUGCUCUUUCACAUGUAUCCUUCUGUAAGUUAUGCAUGCAUUCAUAUUUUCAUGGUGUGCGGUUACAGCUAUAUGAGUAGUACUGUAGUGUUCAACAUUUGUUUUUCUGUGGUCCUACUUUAUCUGAUUUAUAAAUUAUUGAUGUUUUAGAAUAUGUUUUGGGAUGCCAUAAUGACUGAUCAAUUAAGAGUGCCUUGUUCGGUGAGACCUUUCUCUCUUGAAUCCUUUCCUUUCAAAAUAACAUUUUUAAUCUUGUAGAUUGUUUUUUAUAGGUGGGAAGAGACAUGAAUCAGAUGGGACUUGUGAAAUAAAUGAUCUAUUUCUAUAAACAGUCA
Messenger RNA from Oncorhynchus gorbuscha (pink salmon), 3251 nucleotides. Its product is annotated as beta-1,4-galactosyltransferase 4-like. Lineage: Eukaryota; Metazoa; Chordata; Actinopteri; Salmoniformes; Salmonidae. The transcript is spliced from 8 exons. The record is from RefSeq and is a predicted model, not a curated record. Gene Ontology annotation, molecular function: glycosyltransferase activity. Gene Ontology annotation, biological process: carbohydrate metabolic process. The coding region runs from base 652 to 1719 and encodes 355 amino acids.